Westerdykella ornata is the source of this 789-nucleotide messenger RNA. RefSeq lists its product as uncharacterized. The record is from RefSeq and is a predicted model, not a curated record. The transcript has a single exon. Bases 136 to 744 code for a protein of 202 amino acids. Lineage: Eukaryota; Fungi; Ascomycota; Dothideomycetes; Pleosporales; Sporormiaceae.
CUGGAGCAAUAUGCGUCUGGUACAGCCCACACUUGGAGGAGAGAGUUCCAUCAAUUGGAGAUAUGCCAACCAAGGUAGGACACAGAAAGUCCAAGCACCGACUUGCAUCUUUGACAAUCUACAGGAAUCAGCCUCAUGAACCUGGCCUCUCGGGAAUUCAAUGCUGCUUCCCAAGAUGAUCGGGAUACUUCGGAUUUGCUCACACGUCGGCUCUACCUUCAUGGCAUCGCGUACCUCCUCCAAGGACUUCCCGGUAAUCUCACAGAUGAAGAAGCGUUGAGCCUCCGCUACGUCAUGCCGCAAAGUCUGAUGGAUACUCUAGUCAACCACCCUCAAGGUUGCACUGGAAGCAUGGUCACUGGACAGAGAGAACCCCAGCAAUCUUCAUCGAUCCUCCAACGCAUUAUCGCGGGAAUCGUUGUCCAGAUGUUUAUCAUAACGCAAUUGCUAUUGCCGUAUGUUAGAUUGCUCGUGGGACAGGCCUAUCGGUGGGAGUGCCAGCACAAGGCGGGUCAGCGGCUUGUGUGCACCGGCAUCAGAGCUGCGAAGGGGGUUGGCCGCAGGACCCUGCAAGUUUCUCAAGCAGUCCGCCAGAUGAACGAUGGAAAGGUGGGAUGGGCUAUUGAUGAGGCUGCACUUUGGUGGAUCCAAGGGUUGAUUGGAGGUAUCCAGCAACGAAUUUCAGGAGUCAAGCUCAUUACGAUGGAUGAAACAUAUAUGGCGUCGUCCGCCAAGACGGAAUAGUCUGUCAACGUUAUAGAUUUCCAUCUAACCGGGCCCCGACGGGUC